AUGUGCGAUCGAUCAUGUUCCGCAAAAGAGAAACAGGCUUGUUUCUUGCGACGGCCAGAAUUGGGAACUGCUGCUCGGCAAUCUCCUCCCUUUCGCUGCCUUCGCCGUACCAAAGGCAAGGGGGCACCUGCUGUCUGCCUCCCCGCCCACGCGUCAGCACAUGCCACGCUUGCACACGACAAUUACAUGUCGAGGAUGACGGCAUGGGCUGAGAAUGCCUCUCAGUUCAACACCGCACCGAGCAGCUUGACCGACGUAAAGCCCCUUGAUGAGGCACCUAAGCAACGUAAAAAGAAAGUCACGUCACGUCCUGCCUUGAAGGGCCUCUCCCAACGCCACCUGGUCUACGCGCCCCUCCUCGCACAGCACACAUCUGAUGGUGCCAAGGAAUCAGCGACCAUGUCUGCGUUUCCUAUGUUCGAUCCCUCUCGCCUCACGAAGAAGUCUGCCGCUGCGCAAUACUCGUCUGAUUCUGAGGAAGACAACGACGACGAGUUCACCACCUCGAUUGUCGAUCCCGCCGCUGGAGAUGACUUCCAUAACUCGAAUCCACGGAAACGACGUCGCGUUGGGGAGUCCAAGGACCGCGCAGCUUUGGGUAUCUUUGCCUCUGACAGCGAGGAUGACGGCCCGGGCAAACGCUGGAAGAAGAAGACGCUUCGCGGCAAGGGCAUGAGUUUCGUAUCUACAGGGACAAUGGCCAACGCCCAAGACGAAAAAGAAUAUUCGGACGACAGCGAUCGAAACGGACCACCAGCAGCCGAGGAUGAUGACGAGGAAGAGGAAGAGGAAGAGGCCGCUGGGGUUGGCCUGGGAUUUCGGUCAGCAACGUAUGGCGGGCUCGGCUUCGCACCGGCGACUAAAGACGAAGAUACAGAGAUGCAGGGUCAAGAUGGUACCCCAUACAAGCCUUCCUUCGUGAAAACAAAAUUUGACGGGCGCAACCCACUGGGCCGUGGGUUCGUACCAUCAUCAGCGCGACAACCUGUGUUGACAAACUUCGAGGAUGAUGAGAAGCCGAAGAAACCGACUAUUGCACGGCCAAGUGCUUUUGCGCCGUCUCGAGACGGCAAGGGCAACACAAGCAAGCCGAACCCCAAAUCUUUUGGGGCGCGCAUGAUGGCCAAGAUGGGCUACGUCGAGGGUACCGGUCUUGGUAAAGAGAGCCAGGGACGAAACGUCAUCAUUGAAGCCAACCUUCGACCUCAAGGUGUUGGUCUAGGUGCGGUCAAGGAAAAAUCCGUGUCUGAACGGCGUGAAGAGAAGCGGCAGGCCGAGCUGCGCGGCGAGGUCGUCAUCGAUUCGGACGAAGAAGAGAGGAAGAAGAAGCGCGAGAAGAAGAAGAAGCUGGGCGCCAGUGGUGUCAGCAGUGGUACCAGUACUCCUCGACGACAGAAGACGGCAUUCAUCACGGCAGAGGAGAUCAAGAGGACGGCACCCGGUCUACACAUUCCUGAUGCUUUUGCGCCCAUUCUCGACAUGACAGGCCCAGGCAACAAACUUCUGACAUCGGCCUCUGGAUUGUUAACACCCACAUCUGCCGCCGCGCCUGAAUCGGCUGAAGCGAUAGAAGCACGCAAAAUAGUCAGGCGAGCACAUGCCGACUUGGCGGCUUUCUCGGAGGAAUGGCGGAGUCUCGAGGAGCGGAAGAGCUGGGUCGAGCUAGAGCUGCGACAGCACGAACAGGAGACAGCAGACUUGGCCGCUGACCUGGAAAGAAUGCAGGUGUUUGCCGGCAUCGUCACUAACGAGCUGCCGGUGCCACCGAGUGGCAAGACAGGAUCCGAUGUCUUCAAAAGGCCAUCGAUGCCGUUGGCCCUCCCACUUUGGUACCCCAAGGCCAGGGGUGGCAUCCGAGACUGGGACGUGUACGACCCUGCACCCCUUCUAGCAGUGCUAGAGGCAUGGAACUCUCUACUGCCAGCGUUCGUACGCGCUCAGUUCCUUCAGGACGUGGUACGGAAGCUGGAGACAGCCGUCAGCGAAUGGAACCCGCGCAAGAAGCGCCAGAGCUACAAGCUCCCUCACCUGUGGCUUUUCCCCUGGUUGCAGUACCUUCCGUCCUACCAUCUGGAUCCAAAGAGCACCGGCCUUGUGGCCGAUGUGCGGCGCAAAUUCAGGCAACUUGUUGACGUGUGGGAAUUUGACAGGGGCGUCGUGCCUGGUCUCACGCAGUGGCGCGACGUUCUGGGAAGUCAGUGGCAGCCGCUCAUUAUGUCGCAUGUUUUGCCGAGCAUGGGGCGCUACCUGCGGGAGAAUUUCCGCGUCGACCCUGGCGACCAAGAGCCUUACCUCCCCAUGCUCACAGGGACGCUUAAGUGGUCCAGCGUGCUGGGAUCCAAGGUCCUGGCUGAAGUCAUCGUGGCCGAGGUGUUCCCGCUCUGGCACGACAAGCUAGGCGAGUGGCUUCAGCUGGAGGAGGUCAAUCUUGAGGAGGUGUACGCAUGGUACGAGUGGUGGAGGGACCAAGUGUUCCCAAAGGAGUUGGCCACGCUGCCUGUGAUUACAAAGGAGUUUGACAAGGGAUCACUGACAAUCGAGAGGGCGCUUGAGAGGAUGUAG
Messenger RNA from Verticillium alfalfae VaMs.102, 2562 nucleotides. RefSeq lists its product as hypothetical. Gene Ontology annotation, biological process: spliceosomal complex disassembly. Gene Ontology annotation, cellular component: U2-type post-mRNA release spliceosomal complex. The record is from RefSeq and is a predicted model, not a curated record. NCBI's taxonomy places the organism in Eukaryota, Fungi, Ascomycota, Sordariomycetes, Glomerellales, Plectosphaerellaceae. Gene Ontology annotation, molecular function: nucleic acid binding. Bases 1 to 2562 code for a protein of 853 amino acids. The transcript has 5 exons.